Molecule: messenger RNA, 794 nt
Organism: Dromiciops gliroides (monito del monte)
Lineage: Eukaryota; Metazoa; Chordata; Mammalia; Microbiotheria; Microbiotheriidae
Gene: MED29
Product: mediator complex subunit 29
Exons: 4
Coding region: 77-754 (225 amino acids)
Biological process (GO): regulation of transcription by RNA polymerase II
Cellular component (GO): mediator complex
Molecular function (GO): transcription factor binding; transcription coregulator activity
Source: RefSeq, a predicted model, not a curated record
AGUGACGCACUUCCGCGAUCGCCUUGAGCGAUCGAGGCUGCAACCAACGAGCGGCGGCAGAUAAAAGGAAGCAAUCAUGGCGGCACCGCCACCAGCGCAGUCGGCGCCACAGCCUCCGCCACCGGCUACGGCUGGCGUCUCCGGCCCAGGAUCAGCUGGUGCCUCGGUUCCGGGGUCUCAGCAGCCUCAGGCGCCGCAACAGCAGCAGCCUCCCUCGGCACAGCUGGUAGCAGCCUCCCAGAUGCAGGCAGGGCAGAGCGGCCUCCUGCAGCAACAGCAGCAGGACUUCGACCCUGUGCAGCGUUACAAGCUUCUGAUUCCUCAGCUCAAAGAGAGCCUACAGAACCUGAUGAAGGUGGCGGCCCAGAACCUGGUGCAGAAUACCAACAUCGACAAUGGACAGAAGAGCAGCGAGGGCGGGCUGCAGCGUUUUGACAAGAGCCUGGAAGAGUUCUAUGCCCUCUGUGACCAGUUGGAGCUGUGCCUGGUAGUAUGCCCCAUGAGGCUGCAUGGGGAGCAUGUCACUCGCCUGGCCUAUGAGUGUUUGUCCCAAAGCUAUGACAGCGCCAAGCACUCCCCGACGCUGGUGCCCACCGCCACCAAGCCGGACGCUGUGCAGGCAGAGAGCCUGCCCUACCCGCAGUACCUGAGUAUGAUCAAAGCCCAAAUCGGCUGUGCCAAGGACAUACACAACGCCUUGCUGGAGUGCUCCAACAAGGUCACGGGCAAGCUGCCGACCCCGGGAGGGCUCUGACCCGGCGACACCCACGGUCAGCAGCCUCUGGCCGCGCAGC